CCGCGGCGAUUCCACCAAACAGUACAGAUUGAGAACCAUCCCGAGAUGUUCAUUAAGCUCUUGCUACUCAGCCAGCUUCUGGCCCUCUGCCUCUGUGCGCAGUUGAGUCUCGACGAAGGCAAGGCGGCCGUCGAUGCCUCAGUCUACAGCGAUGAGGAGACAUUGGACGAUGUUCAUCCUUCCCCCCACCAGUACGACCCCCACCACAAGGUUCCACAUCACGGGCCAAAGGUGGAGACUCCUACCCCGGUGCCCGAAACGACCACAGUGCAGCCGCAGCUUGUGCCGGAGAACGAUGGCACUGCCGCUCCGGAGGAGGGACUGCAGCAACUAGACGAUGGAAUCGGCCAACAGAAUGAUGGCUCUGCAGUUCCGGUAUCCACAACGACGCCCGAACCAGAGCCAGAGACAACCACUCCUACAACAACAACGACAACAACAACGCCCAAGCCGAAGAAACAUGAGUCCCAUCCGCAUCCGCAUCCACAGCCGUACCCUCUUCCUCAUCCAUUCCCUUAUCCUCAUCCCCACUCGCAUCCGUAUCCCCCCCAUCCGUAUCCUGGGCUGGUGUUCGGACCAAAGCCAGUGCCCGGCUCGGAGGAGUCGUCUCCUGCUCCCAAGGAAACCAAAGAAACCAGCAAUGAAUCACCAGAGCCAACUGCCUAUCCUUCUUAUCCAUCGUAUCCGCCCUUCCGGCCACCGUACUCCCCCUUUCCAGCCCCAACUUUCCAUCGCCCUGGACCUUAUCCGAGCUUCCCGGGAUUCGGACCCGCUCCGGGCUAUGGAUUCCGUCACGAACACCAUCCCAAGGAAGGCAAGGAUGACUCCUCCGAUGAAGAGCCGAUGGAAAAGAGCAAGGGAAACGAGAAGUCCGAUGAGGUAGAGGAUGUGGCACUUAGGCCCCCGGGGUAUGGCUAUCCACAGCUUUACAUCGUGCCACGUCGUCCCGUGGUUUACUCCAGUCCGGGCCGUGGCUAUGGCUCCCCCUACGGCGGAUACGGACGCUACUAAAGCACCGUAAAGCACCUCCUGCCCAUCUCUUGGCUGUAAAAAUGUAAACACUCAGAUCUUAAAUAUAUAUACUCGUAAUUACGUAUUUUGUACGCUCUAUAA
Molecule: messenger RNA, 1113 nt
Organism: Drosophila persimilis
Lineage: Eukaryota; Metazoa; Arthropoda; Insecta; Diptera; Drosophilidae
Product: extensin
Exons: 2
Coding region: 46-1011 (321 amino acids)
Source: RefSeq, a predicted model, not a curated record